Messenger RNA from Hymenoscyphus albidus, 1033 nucleotides. The record is from the annotation of a GenBank genome assembly. Lineage: Eukaryota; Fungi; Ascomycota; Leotiomycetes; Helotiales; Helotiaceae.
GGGUGAGUACAGGCGAUCCUCCUAUUGUACCGCAUUAUCUUGUGCAAAGAGCGGUCUUGGAGCGGUUGAAUUCUGACUGAUGGGGAUAAAGUCAACAUGGCUGUUAUCUAUUAUUGCCGUGCUGGGGAGUACGUUUGCAACGGCUCUCAGCAUCCGGUGGUUGUUUGAUAGGAUGGAUUGGGGAGUAUAAGAGCGUGGCGCUACUUUUCUUCUUUUUGCUCUCGCGGAAUACACUCAUCUCAUGUUGGCAUAAUCUCGUCCAUCUAUCAUGUUUAAUCUUAUAAGUCUCCUCACUCUCGCGGCCUCGGCCAGCGCACACUACACAUUCCCUGCUCUUAUCGCGGGAGGAGUCACCACUUCCGAAUGGAAAUACGUCCGUCAAUGGACCAACUAUCAAUCCAAUGGCCCCGUGACCGACGUCUCGAAAGUCGAUAUCCGUUGCAAUGUCGGAGGGGCGACCAAACAGGCCUCCGGGAUCCAAAGCGUCGCCGCCGGAUCGAAAAUCGGCUUCACGGUUGCCCCAGAUAUCUACCAUCCUGGACCUCUCAUGGCGUAUAUGGCGAAGGUUCCAGCGGGGAAGACGGCCGCGGACUGGGAUGGGAGUGGGAGUGUUUGGUUCAAGAUCUUCGAGCAAGGUCCGAAUUUUGGGAGUAGUUUAACUUGGCCUAGUAAUGGUUCGUCUACCUUUCCUCCCUCUCCCUUCCAACAUCACAUAACACUUUUCCCAAAACUAACACUCCACCUUCUAGGCAUGACCAAAGCCGAGUUCACCAUCCCACCCGCCACGCCCUCGGGCGAUUACCUGUUCCGCAUCGAACAUAUCGGGCUGCACUCCGCUUCUGGCGCCAAUGGAGCGCAGUUCUAUAUCUCGUGCGCUCAGAUCACGGUUACUAAUGGAGGCAAUGGGAAGCCGGGCCCCCUUGUUGCGUUCCCGGGCGCGUAUAAGGCGACGGAUCCCGGGUUGAUGAUUAAUAUUUAUUAUCCGGUUCCGACUAGUUAUGUGAUGCCUGGGCCGAAGGUUUGGAGUGGGUAG